AUGCUCGAACGUGCUGCCACCGGCUGCUUUGAGACCGCGGGUCGGCGUUUCCUUCGAGAUUCCAAUGGCGCAAUACGGACAAGAAGAUAUUUGUGCCAUAACUUUUGGAAGCACAGUAUCUCUGGAGGAGACGCCACCCAAUGGUUUCUAGACCUCACUCAGCCACUGGGUCAACACUUGUCCACCUUGUCCAAUCCUCCACACCGAAGUUCAAGCGCAAGCGAGGCCAACUCACCAUUCCUUGACUUCCUUUACCCCGAAAAAACACAGAACUUUGCGGCUCUUCGAGCAUCUCGCUUAUCAAGGAGGCCGGGAUUGCGUCGGAAGAAAAGGACACUUGCCAGCCUCCGGAGGACGUAUGCUUCAGAAGCAUCAAGCCUUCAACAUCAUCCUCAAUAUGAGGCCAAAACACGGUCUUCUUUACAUCAGGAUGUGACGCACACGACCAUAGAACCUACAACGACCCCACAGGCAAAACCGGCAGAUUCAAAUGUUCAGCAACCCUCCCAAGGCGACCACAGAAUACGCGACCCACCCUCACAUCGGGAUAGGACGGAUGGAAUUAUUUCAACAGAAAGGCUGACUGCUCAGAUUGAGGAAUUUUUGAAUUCGUCGGAAGAAUACCUACCUGAGACAACUUGGGAGCUCUAUAUCGCAGCUGGAUGCCCGCCAUCAGUUCGUUCCCAACUUCUCGCCGUUUUGAGCCAGUCAGAGAGAUCCAUCGAUGCGCAGCGCGCGUGGGAAGUUUUUAAUCUGAUUCCAUCAGAUCAAUGCACUCAUCACCAUUUUUACAAUAUCAUCCAUUCCCAGCUUCGGUGCGAAAGUUCCGACAAUUUGUUGACAAUUUGUGAGUUGGCUGUGGCAAGGGGCACAGGCGGUUUUUGUUUUGCAUUGGCAUUUUCGUACUAUUUGAAGUGCCGCGACUGGGUUAGGACUGAGCACAUAUGGGUCCUCCAUUCUCAUUUUAACGCGAAGAGAAAACGGAAGUCGAAGAUUUGCCCACCCCCUUAUCAUGACUCGACACUGCCCGAGGACACACUUGCGUUGGUGAUCUACCUUCAAAGCAAUGCCAGCGAUCAAGCUACUCAACAAUCUUUCCGUCACAUUGCACAGCUCCUUCUCACGCGCAUCUCAUCAUCCCUCGGGAUGCUGACAAGUACCUCUAUGGAUGUUCUGGCUCCUCUCAUGGAGAUAUCGAAUGCUUUGAAAAUCAUGACUUUACAACAUCAUGUAAACAUCAUGGAAUCCAUACAAUCAUCCAUGAGGCGUCUUGAUUUUGUCCGCUCAAUAAUCUUUUAUCAAAAUAUGCGCGCCUUCCUUGAUCGUGCCUCGAAACCUCGAUUGCCCGACCAAAAGCUCUGGGAGCGCCAACUGGACCUUCUUGUCAAAUUCGAGAUGACCGACAACAUCCAGUUUUUCCUCGACGAGUUCACUCACUUUCACAAGAAACCAACCUUGGAGACCUAUAAGCAAGUUUUGGCUUAUUUCGGUCGUGUUGGAAAUUCGUCACAAGUCAAUCUUGUGUUUAACAGGAUUCUCGCAGAUUAUGGCAGACCAAAGAGCCGCAGACUGCUGACCCCACUUCUGAAUGUCUAUGCAGCUUCAGGUGACGUUCCAGGGACCCUUCGACAGUUUCGAAGGCUGUCAGAGGAAUUCAAACUAAGCCCAAACACAACAUGUUGGAACAUUCUUCUCACUGCCUAUGCGAAUAAAAGCGACUCGGAUGGAGCCUUUUCUAAGUUUUCUGAGAUGAUCCAGGCUAAAACACACCCUGAUUCCCAUACAUUCGGCAUCAUGAUGGCAGUUUGUGCAAAUAAAGGAGACAUUGAGGGUGUCCGCGAGCUGCUCCGCGAGGCAGAAAAACAGCGGGUUACUAUCACGAUGGCGAUGAUAGGCACAAUUUCUCAGGCGUACAUUGCCAACGGGCGAUUUGAUUUAGCUGAAAAGCUUGCCGUAGCCUGUUUGAGUCUCACAAUUGAAGGUUCUCCGAUGCGGAUGUGGAACACGCUUCUAAUGCACCAUGCAUUCAGGAUUGACCACCGCGGUUUUUACCGUGUAUGUGCUCUAAUGAAAGAAGCCGGGCUCGAGCCAGACGAGACAACGCACGUGGCUGACCUACUCCGUCUGGCUUUGAUCGGCGAAGCUGAUCAAGCGCGUAUGACUCUCAGGCGUCUUCAUAGGCGAGGAAUUCUUCAGGCGACGGAGCUCCAAUACGCUAUUGUGAUACUUGGAUAUCUCAAAAUUCGACAUUAUACGAUGGUGAAGAUCAUAUUCCGUGAGAUGAUGAAGCGUUUUCCUGAUUCUGGACUGGAGUCUAGCGUUUUGAACCUGCAAGCACAAAUGCCCUCCGAUUUUUGGACGAAGGUUUUCAACAUAGAAGACUCUCCGGAUGCUAGUUUGCGCAUCAAGACUCUCGAAAUCCUACUCAUCGAUUCAAUAUCCCAGCGUGAUAUUUCAAUGCUGGCGAACACUCUUGAUCCAUCAGAAGCUCGCAAGGAGUCCCUGACAAAGACUUUUGAUACCUGGCAUUUUAAAUACCUCGUCAAGGAACAUGGGGCAAGUGGUGCCAUCUCGAUGGCAAACAAACUGUUUCAACGUGAACUGUCUAGCACGGAAACUGCGAAUGCACAAGACUCCGCCGCUGUUUCUCCUUCAUUUCGCCCUGUCAGUGUUAUGAUGGAAGCGCAUCUAAAAGCCGAACAAUACAAAGAAGUUGACACCUGUUGGCAGCUUGUAUUUUCAAAUGCCGUGAGAGAAGCCAGUCGAGUGAACGUUGUUGAUGUGUUUAAAGCUUCGGCAUCGGCCCCAGCUGCUUCAUCUGAUCCUUCCGCGCAUACACAAAGAGAAUUCAUUCCAGCAGAUUCACCUGAUAAGCAGAAGAAACAAAUUCUUCGAUCACGCCGCUUUAUCCUUUCUCGACCCCUUUCCCUUUACAUCCGGUCAUUGGCCGAACAGAACGAAUACGAAAGAAUGUUUGAAGUAAUAGCUCAGGUCGAAGCAGAUGGGUUUGAAUUGUCAACGUUCAAUCGGUCUACUAUAGUGCAGGUCCUUGCGGCCUCCCACAGCUUUGCUCACGUAUCGAAGGCGUUCUCCGAGUUUGAGCGAUACUUCAUGCCCAACUGGCCUGGAUGGAAACGGCUUAUUCGAGGCCAACAAGUGAAACCUUCCGAUGUUCCUAGGAGUCUUUCCUUGAUUGAAGACAGGCGCGCACCUGCACACUCUAAGAAUUACCUUGGAAAGGAGGCCUCCAAGUUCUGGAGACACCUAUCUCCAGAGUAUAUGCAGCCCACAUACGUCACCAUUGUUACCCUAGCCGCUGCUUUGGGCCGUGUUCGUGAAGCAACGAUUGAAGGAGGCAGUCAUCAACUCGAUCAGCUGAUGAAAAAGGCGCCCAUGACGCUGAAGGCGAUCACCAAAAUGCCCUGGUUGCAUGACAAACAUCAGGGUGUUCUCAUUCGACAGGUCGACGAGCGACCAGAGCUGGACAAGAAACGAUCGCCUGUCCCAUUGGAUUAUGCGCCUGGUGGUAUUCUAGGGGUCGAGUCUCGUUCUGAGUGCGGAACGAUCAUCUACCGCGACGAGGCAGAAGACGUCGAAAUAAUUGAAUGGGCUGGCGAGUUCGAUAUGGUUGUUAACGAGCAAUCGCCCAAGGAGACACCAGGCAAGCCUGGAGGCAAGACAAACAUUGUCGAACCCUUCCUUGAGCAGGCGGCUUUCGCCAAUACCGGGUGGAAAAAUCUUCUCUCUCCUGAAGAUUUACUGGAUUUGCAAAUUCAAGAUUGCCAUCUUAGUUCCAAUUCGGCCGAGGGGGGCGAAGUUUCCAAAGGAAGCAAGCCAAAAAAGCCAGCUAAAAGGGUACGAACUCAUGACAAACCACUGAAUCUGUGGGUAAAAACGGAACCCUGA
Messenger RNA from Penicillium verhagenii, 3906 nucleotides. RefSeq names its product putative translation regulator (Cya5). The transcript has a single exon. Gene Ontology annotation, molecular function: protein binding. Lineage: Eukaryota; Fungi; Ascomycota; Eurotiomycetes; Eurotiales; Aspergillaceae. The record is from RefSeq and is a predicted model, not a curated record. Bases 1 to 3906 code for a protein of 1301 amino acids.